Molecule: messenger RNA, 5294 nt
Organism: Leucoraja erinaceus (little skate)
Lineage: Eukaryota; Metazoa; Chordata; Chondrichthyes; Rajiformes; Rajidae
Gene: cpa6
Product: carboxypeptidase A6
Exons: 11
Coding region: 176-1528 (450 amino acids)
Biological process (GO): proteolysis
Molecular function (GO): zinc ion binding; metallocarboxypeptidase activity
Source: RefSeq, a predicted model, not a curated record
CAAACACACAACCCCGACUUCACACUUCGCUGCCAGAUGGAAGUCCACGAGUAGCACCGCUGAAUAAACCCCCAGUCUUGUUUUGCCUUUUUACCAUUUUAGAUUUUCUUCGCUGCCAACAUUUUUUUAAAUCCGAGUGGAGAAACAUCGCAGUUACAAACUAAAUCUUAAAUCGAUGAAUAUUUAUCUUUCUAAAAACACUUUUCGCUCGACUUUAUUCCACAUGGAGAGAAAUGUACGCAUAAUCGCAGUUUAUUUAAUAUUUGCAUCUCUCAAUUUACGAGGUGUCGUCCAAACCUUCCUUUAUAAUAAUCGAUAUGGAGGAGAUCAAGUAAUUCGAUUAAUUCCAAAAGUUGAACAGCAUGUGGAAGCACUGAAGGACAUCAGUGAACAGGUCAAAGUGGAUUUAUGGCAACCUAGCAGUAUUGCUUCUAUUAAACUUGGUAGUGUUGUGGAUAUACAUGUACCCAGUAACAGUUCACAGCUGUUCUUUCAAUCGCUUCUGCAAACUGGCAUGACGUUUAAGAUCCUUGUUUCUGAUCUUCAAGAAUUAAUGGAGGAGCAAAGUGGCUCCUGUGCUCGCUGCCGCCGGUCUAAUCCUCUCUACAACUAUGAAGUCUAUCAUACUUUAGAAGAGAUACAAAAUUGGAUGCUUCAGAUGAAUCGAACCUAUUCGCAUCUUCUUUAUCUUUUCUCAAUCGGAAAAUCCUAUGAAGGACGACCCCUCUUUGUUUUUCAGUUAGGAAAGCGAUCACAUCCUAUCAAAAAGGCAGUGUGGAUAGAUUGUGGCAUUCAUGCUAGAGAAUGGAUUGGUCCAGCCUUUUGUCAAUGGUUUGUCAAAGAAGCUGUACAAAAAUAUCGCAGUGAUCCUGUAAUCCGAAAGCUUCUAAAUCAACUGUAUUUUUACGUCAUGCCUGUUUUUAAUGUAGACGGAUACCAUUACAGCUGGACAACUGAUAGAUUCUGGAGAAAAACACGUUCCAACAGUACUAAUUUCAGUUGCCGCGGUGUUGAUGCCAAUCGGAAUUGGAAGGUCAAGUGGUGCAGUGAAGGGGCAUCAUUGCAUCCUUGUGCUGAUACAUACUGUGGACCCAUGCCAGAAUCUGAACCAGAAGUGAAGGCUGUUGCAAACUUCUUGCGUAAAAACAAGAAACAAGUUAAAGCAUACAUUUCAUUCCAUUCAUAUUCACAGAUGAUUCUAUAUCCUUAUUCCUAUAGUGAAGCAAUCAUUCCUAACUUCAAUUGUGUGGAAUCAGCAGCAUACAAAGCAGUCAGUGCUAUUUACUCUGUGUAUAGUAUCAAGUACAAACAUGGGCCAGCAUCUAGCACCUUAUAUGUCACUUCCGGUAGUUCUAUCGAUUGGGCCUACAAACAUGGGAUUUCUUAUUCAUUUGCAUUUGAAUUGCGAGAUACAGGAUAUUAUGGAUUUUUGCUGCCAGAAUCUCUAAUUAAACCCACAUGUACAGAGACAACAUUAGCCAUAAAAAAUAUCACUAAUAAUCUCCUAAAAGAAUGUCCAUUGAAGUGAGGAACUAUUCAUAACCACACAACUUGAUAUUUUAAUUUUACAGUGUAAUUAUUUUUGCUUAAAUAAGUUAAAACAAAGAUUUACUUCUAUCCCUACAUUUUAUCUUUUUGUGCAAUCCGAUAGGGUACAAAUGUGUCACCAUACUACUCAGAUAUACAUUUCCUUCCUACACAUUUGAUUUGCUCCACUGCAAAAUCUCCUCAAGGAAUGUUUACUUUGAAGAAGUUCUCCACCUUUCUUGACGGGAGUUCAGAAACACCCUCUCUUGCUGCUCCCCCUCUGUGAUUACCUCUAGCUUUCCUCUCCUGACUCUCACUGAAGAAGGGGUUGACCUGAGAUGUCACCUAUUUCUUUUCUCCAGAGAUGCUGCCUGACCUGUUGAGUUACUCCAGCAUUUUGUGUCUGUCUUUGGCUUAAACCAGCAUCUGCAGUUCCUUUCUACACAUACUCAAAUACACUGUUGUAGCAAAGCAAAUGACUAUGACAUUCCAUGUAAAUGAAUAAUCAGGAAAUUCUAACAACUCUGGAACUGACGCUUUUAAGAUCACAUCUGAAUCAAUAAAGGCUUGCUACCACAGAAUUUCGAGGCAAUAAUUUUGAAUAAAGUUUCAAAGGUAUUUUAUUGUCACGUGUACCAAUUAAGGUACAGUGAAACUCGAUUUACCACAACCAUACUAGAAAAAAGCAACAAGACACACAACUACAUAAAAGUUAACAUAAACAUCCACCACAGCGGAUUCCCCACAUUCCUCACUGUGAUGGAAGGCAAUAAAAUCUAAUCUUCUUCACUCUUUAUUCUCUCGGCGUCGGGGCAAUCGAACCAUCCGCAGUCGGGGAGAUCGAAGCUCCCGCUGCCGGUGGUCGAAUUGGGUGGUUGAAACUCCUGUGGCCUGGAGCUCCCGAAGUCGAUCCCUAACCAAGGGACCACAAGCUCCACAAUGCAUGCUCCCCGCGGUUGGAGCUCUGAGGUUGAUCCCCGACAUGACCGCUGGCUCCACGAUGUUAAGCCCUGCAGGCGCCCACGGUUAGAGCUCCCAAAUUCGAUCCCCAGCAAGAGGCCACCAGCUCCUCGAUGUUGGGCUACAGUGUGGGCGGAGAUACGAUAUGGAAAAAAAUUGCAUCUCCGUCGAGGUAAGUUUCCCUCCACCCCCCACAUAAAACAAAGCUAAAGAAUACUAAAAUAUACAUUUAACACAUGCUAAAAACAACAAAGAGAGAAAAGGACGAGACAGACUGUUGGCGAGGCAGCCAUUGCAAUGUCACCUGGUGGUUGAUACUUCCUAUCAACUAUAACUAGGAAGGACACAAACAUCCUUGCCUACAAAUUGAAAUGCACCGAUUUUUGGAGUGCCAAUUGGGGGCUGCAUCCUGUGAUCUGCAGAAAUACACAGUAACAAAAUUAUUAGAUUGGUUGUCGCCCAUUAAAACUUUGUGUUGUGUUUAGUAACAGUUGCUGCAUGAAGCGAUGACGGUUGUCCUGCGUUUGUCGUGCUUAAUUAUGGGAAACCCAACAGACAAAGAAUCUCUUCCAUGGCAGCUGAAGAUCAACUAGAAAAUCAAGGCUGCCAAAGGAAGAGGUUAGAAAUAUAGAAAAAUACGUGCAGGAGUAGGUCAUUCGGCUGUUUGAGCCAGCACCACCAUUCAAUAUGACCAUGGCUGAUCUAAAAUCAGUACCCCGUUCUUGCUUUUUUCCCCAUAUCACUUGAUUCCUUUAGCCCUAAGAGCUAAAUCUAACUCUCGCUUGAAAACAUCCAGUGAAUUGGCCUCCAUUGACUUCUAUGGCAGAUAAUUCCACAGAUUCACAGAAGAUCUCCAAGUUUGCGGAUGACAAGAAGCUGGGGGGCUGUGAGGAGGAUGCUAGGCAGCUGCAAGGUGACUUGGAUAGGUUGGGUGAGUGGGCAAAUGCAUGGCAGAUGCAGUAUAAUGUGGAUAAAUGUGAGGUUAUCCACUUUGGUGGCAAAAACAGGAAAGCAGACUUUUAUCUAAAUGGUGGCUGAUUAGGAAAAGGGGAGAUGCAACGAGACCUGGGUGUCAUGGUACACCAGUCAUUGAAAGUAGGAAUGCAGGUGCAUCAGGCAGUGAAGAAAGCAAAUGGUAUGUUAGCAUUCAUAGCAAAAGGAUUUGAGUAUAAGAGCAGGGAGGUUCUACUACAGUUGUACAGGGUCUUGGUGAGACCACACCUGGAGUAUUGCGUACAGUUUUGGUCUCCUAAUCUGAGGAAAGACAUUCUUGCCAUAGAGGAAGUAACGAGAAGGUUCACCAGACUGAUUCCUGGGAUGGCAGGACUUUCAUAUGAAGAAAGACUGGAUAGACUUGGCUUGUACACGCUGGAAUUCAGAAGAUUGAGGGGGGAUCUUAUAGAAACUUACAAAAUUCUUAAGGGGUUGGACAGGCUAGAUGCAGGAAGAUUAUUCCCGAUGUUGGGAAAGUCCAGAACUAGGGGUCACAGUUUAAGGAUAAGAGGGAAGUCUUUUAGGACCGAGAUGAGAAAAUCAUUUUUUACACAGAGAGUGGUGAAUCUGUGGAAUUCUCUGCCACAGAAGGUAGUUGAGGUCAGUUCAUUGGCUAUAUUUAAGAGGGAGUUAGAUGUGGCCCUUGUGGCUAAAUGGAUCAGGGGGUAUGGAGAGAAGGCAGGGAUGGGAUACCGAGUUGGAUGAUCAGCCAUGAUCAUAUCGAAUGGCGGUGCAGGCUCGAAGGGCCGAAUGGCCUACUCCUGCACCUAUUUUCUAUGUUUCUAAGAUGUUUUUUCUGACCUCAAUCCUAAAUGGCCUACCCCUUAUUCUUAAACUGACCCCUGGUUCUGUGCUUCCCCCAACAUCGGAAACAUUUUUCCUGUAUCUAGCCUGUCCAAUCCUUUAAGAAUUUUAUAUGUUUCUAUGAGAUCCCCUCAUUGUUCUAAAUUCCAGCGAAUACAAGCUCAGUCGACCAUUCCUUCAUCAUACGUCAGUCCUGCCAUCCCGGGAAUUAACCUGGUGAACCUAUGCUGCACUCCACCAAUAGCAAUAAUGUCCUUCCUCAAAUUAGGAGACCAAAAUUGCACACAAUACUCCAGGUGUGGUCUCACCAGGGCCCUGUACAACUGCAGUAGGACCUCCUUGCUCCUAAACUCAAAUCAUCUCUCAAUGAAGGCCAACAUGCCAUUAGCUUUCUUCACUGCCUGCUGUACCUGCAUGCUUACUUUCAGUGACUGAUGUACAAACACAUCCAGGUCUCGUUGCACCUCCCCUUUUCCUAAUCUAACACCAUUCAGAUAAUAAUCUGACUUCCUGUUCUUGCCGCUAAAGUGAAUAACCUCACAUCUAUCCUUCAACAUCUGAUGGCCUUCUCAUGGUUAAACAUGGCAUGACAGGACAACUGUCAUCUCUUCAAGGAGAUGAGGUCAAUCAUGGUAGAGGGAACAGCGUUGCAUCCUCAACUAUGCCCCACAUGAUCAUCUGCCUGAUUGAGCCCAUGUCACUGUGGUAAAGAUUAAUCAAUCUGGGAAAGAUUGUACCAGCAUACACCAAAGUGCUCUGAACAUUAGGGGAAUGCACAGUAAUGCUUGUGCAUUUGUCUUGAAUGCUGAAAAAUAAGUCAGACCGAGGCUCUGAAGGGAACAUUGAUUUUCUCAAUGGGGACUCUUUAAUUCGCAUCUCUUCGCCAAACUGCCACAAAUUCGCACCUUGUUUUUUCAAAAGUGACAACUGCAAUGUAGUAAUUUGAAAAGUGGGCAUUGCAAAGAUGAUGGCAUCAGUCGAUGAAUAUCUCAUACUGGGAAAAUGUCAGA